AUGGAUUGGGUUUUGAAAGCAUCGUCGUACUUGAGUGAACUGGAGAGAGAUGAGUUUGAUGUGCUGCAGCAGGUGAUGGAAAAUAAUCAAAAUAUGGAGGCUGAGGCUUUCUCUGUGGACUCUGGUAUAACAUUUUGUUCAAGUUCAACCACUUCUUCCGAACCAUCCAAGAAGCCAGGUGGGGAUGGUGUGUCAUGUUUGGUGGAUGGAUGCACAGUGGACCUCAGUAGAUGCAGAGACUAUCAUCGGCGGCAUAGGGUUUGUGAAGCUCAUUCCAAGACACCACUUGUCGCCAUAGCCGGCAAACACCAAAGGUUUUGCCAGCAGUGCAGUAGAUUCCAUUCAGUUGGAGAAUUUGAUGAAGUGAAGCGGAGUUGUAGGAAGCGUCUUGAUGGUCACAACAGGCGUAGGAGGAAACCAAGGGGGAUACAAUCAUCCAUGUACAACACUGGUGCGGUUUGGUGGUUCACCAGCAUACACAACUUGUAGCAGUCCCCUGAGAAUGAGAUGGCCCUGGCCCAGGCCCACCGAUAAAGAAAAGUUAAACAAGCAAUACAUAGUCACAACAUCAUCAUCAUCAUCAUCAUCAUCAUCAUCCUCAAGGGAGAAAAAGUUCCCAUUCCUUUUGGGCACCCCUGACUCUGAUGCAUC
Messenger RNA from Lactuca saligna, 651 nucleotides. The record is from the annotation of a GenBank genome assembly. NCBI's taxonomy places the organism in Eukaryota, Viridiplantae, Streptophyta, Magnoliopsida, Asterales, Asteraceae.